Molecule: messenger RNA, 2865 nt
Organism: Coccinella septempunctata (seven-spotted ladybird)
Lineage: Eukaryota; Metazoa; Arthropoda; Insecta; Coleoptera; Coccinellidae
Product: xenotropic and polytropic retrovirus receptor 1-like
Exons: 8
Coding region: 385-2385 (666 amino acids)
Biological process (GO): cellular response to phosphate starvation; phosphate ion transport
Cellular component (GO): plasma membrane; Golgi apparatus; cytoplasm
Molecular function (GO): inositol hexakisphosphate binding
Source: RefSeq, a predicted model, not a curated record
AUACAGGAGAUACAUGGAAAAACUGCUACAAAGGAAAAUUCUAGUUCAUUUUCAUUAAGUACACGUGAUUUAUUCUGAAAGUUUUAUUUAUUUAACUGUUUCUUCGACGGUUUUUUUAUAAUACCUAAUUUCAUUUGCAGUUCUAUUUUAAGUAAAAAGUUUAAUGAAUAAAUAUUGAACUAGUUUAGGUAUUUGAGGUUCAAUAUCCAUAAAGAUAACUAUAAACAAAUAACAAUAAAUUUGCUCUUGUACAAAAGUAAACCGAGGAACAAUUAUAAUUUAUUGCAAAUUUUCAAUAAUGUUUGUCAGCUGAUAGUGGUAUUUCAAUUUGGGCAAUUAUUGUGCUUUGAACAUUUAUUUGUAAAAAAUCAUCUUGAAGAGAGGAUGAAGUUUGCAGAGCAUCUCAGUGCACAUAUAACCCCAGAAUGGAGGAAGCAAUAUAUAAAUUACGAAGAAAUGAAAGCCCUACUAUACAUGGCGGUAGAAGGCGCACCAUCGCAAGAAAGCGUAGAGCAAGAAUACAUAACAAGACACUUCGCUAACUUCGAUGAACAUUUCUUCCUCUACUGUGAUAAGGAGUUGAAAAAAAUCAAUACUUUUUAUUCCGAAAAACUGGCCGAGGCCACAAGAAAAUUCGCCACGCUCCAGGCAGAAUUGAAGGCCGCCACCUCUGAUGUUCUCCACAGGAAAAGAAGGGAAUCCACGGUGAAAAAACCGAUAUCUGCAAGAAAAUUGCAAGAGCUCAAAUUCGCCUUCAGUGAAUUCUACCUAAGUUUGAUUCUUUUACAGAACUAUCAAACUCUCAACCAUACAGGUUUCAGAAAGAUUCUGAAAAAACACGAUAAGCUUUUGAACAAUGACUUGGGCACGAAGUGGCGAGAAGAACACGUGGAAACUUCGCACAUAUGUACAAACAAAGAUAUCGAUAAACUUAUAACUGACACGGAAGCCACAGUUACCAAUGAACUCGAAGGUGGCGAUAGACAAAAAGCUAUGAAACGUCUGAGAGUACCUCCCCUCGGAGAGCAACAAUCACCGUGGACAACGUUCAAAGUUGGACUCUUUUCCGGAUCUUUCAUCGUUCUCUUAAUAGCUGUUGUGUUGGCAGCGACCUUCCAUGUUGGAAUUAGUGAUAACCUGAAAAUUGCAUUCCGCCUUUAUCGAGGGCCACUCUUGUUUAUAGAGUUCUUAUUUUUAAUUGGUGUAAAUAUUUAUGGAUGGAGAUCAUCAGGUGUGAACCAUGUACUUAUUUUUGAAUUAGAUCCAAGAAACCACUUAUCUGAACAACAUCUAAUGGAAUUGGCGGCCAUUUUGGGGGUCAUAUGGGCAUUGAGCGUUCUCAGUUUCUUGUUUAGUGCUAGCCUUAGCAUGCCUCCAUAUGUUAAUCCUUUAGCUCUGACGAUAAUUAUGAUAUUAUUUUUGAUAAAUCCUUUGAAAGUAUUCAGACAUGAAGCCAGGUUCUGGUUAUUGAGAAUAACUGGAAGAGUAAUUGGGGCACCAUUUUUUCCUGUGAAUUUCGCAGAUUUCUGGCUGGCAGAUCAAAUGAAUAGUUUUGUUAACGCAUUGCUAGAUUUGCAAUUUCUCACUUGUUUUUAUUAUACUAAUGGAAACUGGUUAGAAGCUGGAGAUACUGCGGAGUGUAUGGAGAGAAAUUUUUUCAUCCGUCCCAUAAUAAACUGUUUGCCAGCAUGGUUCAGAUUUGCUCAAUGUCUGAGACGUUACUAUGAUUCUAAAGAAGCAUUCCCCCACUUGGUUAAUGCGGGAAAAUAUGCUACAACGUUUUUUGUUGUAUUGUUUUCAACCAUGAAAUCGAUGUAUGCAACUGAAUACAUCAAAGAAUCUUUCAAUCCUUUCCUGACUGCAUGGUUUAUAUCACAAAUGAUUAGUUCAACAUAUGCUUAUAUGUGGGACAUAAAAAUGGAUUGGGGUUUACUUUCUACCAUGUCACAAACGGAUAAUCCUUUUCUUCGUGAAGAAAUUGUUUAUUCUUCCGUGCACUUCUAUUACUUUGCAAUUGUGGAAGAUUUCGUCUUGCGUUUCCUAUGGAUGCCGGCCUUCUUCUUAACAGAUUCGAAAAUGAUAAGCUCUGAUUUGAUGACAUCCAUAACCGCUCCACUAGAAGUUUUCAGGAGGUUCAUCUGGAACUUUUUCCGUUUGGAAAACGAACACUUGAACAAUUGCGGUAAAUUCAGAGCUGUAAGGGAUAUUUCAGUGGCGCCGAUCGAAUCCUCCGACCAAGUUUUGAUAUUACGAAUGAUGGAUGAUCCCGACGGUGUACUUAACAGAGGAAAAGUAAAAGGUGGUAAGCUGUUAAAGAAAGAAGAGAAAAGGCCUUUGUUGUCAGAUGAGAAUAUACUCAAAACAGUGACCAUUACGCAAGCGUAACAUAUAAUAUUUUAGUUCAUUUAAGAGCAAUAUUCAUUUUAUUUAUAUACAAUAUUACCUUUAUUACUCAGGCUCCUUUUACCAGUGUUUUUUUUAAGAUAUGAAAUUAUAUUUUUAUAUCCCGGCAGGUAAAAGUCUUUCGAUCAUGCGAAUCCAUGCCUACUGGUAAAAAAAUGCUCAAUGCUCCGAAUCAUUCCUAUCGAAGUUCCUAGCGAUUUUAAUUCCAAGAAAGAAUUUCAGCAUGUCUUUGAAAAACCUAAAAACUUGGACCUAGAAUAUUAAUUUUAGAAACUGGUGGUGAAAUGAUGAGAGUAUCAGUUCUUUUAGUUUCUCCAGAUGGGGUUGUAGCAUUUUUCUAUCAGAAUCCAGCAUAUAUUAAAAAUAUUCAGAUCCAAUGGACUUUCACUUUAUGGGUUAUAGCAAUUGUAAAUAAUUAUAUUUGUCGUUUUAUGAUUUUUUGGUAAUAUAGUAUUUCCAGUA